CAAACAAGACGAGGCGGCGGUCAGAGGUUAAAGUUGAAUCUAGUGAAAACAUGGUUGAACACGGGGAUAUCCGCGUGGUUCGCCGAGGUGGCAGUAAAAUAAACUUCAGGCAGCCUGUCAUAACCAACGAUUCGAGGUUGCUGUUGUGCGCCUCGGGACACAGCGUGAAAGUGUUCAGCACCUCCACGGAGGAGUGUGUGCACGAGCUGCGGGGACACACCGACCUGGUGACCGGUGUGGUGGUCAAACCCUCCAACCACCUGCAGGCCUACUCCUGCUCACUAGAUGGCACCAUCCGGCUUUGGGACUUCACAGAUGGCAUCCUUAUCAAGACAUACGAUAUUGGAUACUCGAUUUACUCCAUCCACACCUCUGCAUUCCACAAAGGGGUCGUCUUUACUGUUACUUCCACAAUAAGUGACAAGAAAUCUGAGUCGUUCCAGCUGGUCGCGGUGCAUCUUCCGCAGAGCGGAGAUCAGCUGGUAAAGGCCCCGGAGCUUUCUGCUGUGAUCAGUGACGUCAGUUCCAACCCGGGGGCCAUUGUCUUCGGCAGAGGGGGGGAAUAUAUUGCUUCAGCUAAUGGUUUGCAUCUGGAGGUCUUUUUCUUCAAGAAGCAGAAGACGUACAGGUUUUUCCUCAAAAAAGACACCAAGACGGGGGGCAAGAACACGUUCAUGUGUGUUGCCGCUCACCCAAAAGAUGACUGCAUCGCCACCGGCCAUGAAGAUGGCAAGAUUCGCUUGUGGAGAAACUUCAACCACCAGAAGGAGUACACGUACUCCACCUUGCACUGGCACAGCAAUGCUGUCAGCUCAAUGUGCUUCACACCAGAAGGCACCAACCUGUUGAGCGGCGGCGUGGAGUCGGUGCUCGUCCAGUGGCGUUACAACGACGUGAGCCAGCGGGACUUCCUGCCUCGCUUGGGUGCCGCCAUCACACACAUCGCCGUCUCACCCGACGGAGCUCUGUCCUGCACCUCACACAGUGACAACAAGAUUACCAUCAUCCAGGGCAUUAAGGUGUCCGCUGUCCUUCAGGGCUUGGUCACAGGAGAAAGUGUCGAGACGGACUUGAUGGUGGACCCACGCAGCAAAGCCUUGGUGCUGAACGGGAAACCAGGCCACCUGCAGUUUUACUCCCUCAAGAGAGACAAACUGCUGUACAACCUGGACAUCGUGCAGCAGGAAUACAUUCAUGAGUUGGGCCUGCAGCAGUUUAAGGUGGUUAAGGUGGCUUUCGAUGCCUCUGGCAACUGGAUGGCAACAGUGGAAGAGCGAAAACAGAAAGAUGCUGAGCAGGAGCUCAACUUGAAGCUGUGGGCUUUUGACGAGCAGACCCAGAGUUUUGUACUGAACACGACCGUCGCGGACCCACACGAGUCCCGGAUUACGGCCAUGUGCUUCUGCCAGGCCGCCGCCAGUCAGACCACCAUGCUGAUCUCCGCCAGCGAAGACGGACACUUCAAAGCCUGGCAGUUGCGCCGAUUAGCCCCCGGUGAGGACGACGGCCCUUCCUGCUUGUGUGACUUCGUCGGAGCGUACCGCGGCCUGGUGCCCCACUGCUGCUGCUUCUCGGCCGACGGCUCUCUGCUGGCCGUCAGCUUCCAGGAGGUGGUGACCGUGUGGAGCCCGGCUUCCUGGGAGCUCCUGGCUACUCUGUCCCAGCCGCCCAAAGCCAUCAGGAAUCUUUGCUUUGGGCGACUAAGCUGUUCCAAGUACCUGCUGGGAACCACCGACGACCACCUGCUCUGCUGCUGGAACCUCCUCACCUGCUCGUUGGAGUGGAGCACCUCGAUGGACAUCAGCUUGCUGCUGGGUGACCCCCUCACUGAGAACAUCGCAGCCUUCUGCUGCCACGCUGGAUCCACUGACUUGUUUGUGUUUAAGCCCAGCGAGCCUCGGCCCGUGUUUUCCCUCAAGGCCGUGUGCUCGGGGAAGGUCACGCACGCCGUCUUCGCCCCGAGGGAGGAGAUGCUGGAGAGCUGUGAGGAGAGCAGCCAGUGGCUCAACCACUCACAGCUGUACUUCCUCACUCAGUGCAUGGACCUCAUGACAUUCACCACUAAGGCGGAGGAGGAGAAACUGAUGGCGUCCAGCAAACAGCUUCUAAUCGAUGACAGUGUUGCCAUGACACCCUUCUACCUGUUGCUGGGGAAACACCGGAAAGGAGAAAGCGGAGCCGCUGCGAGCGGCGAGUCGGCCGGGAGGCCUCCUCUGCCUCAGGGCUCCGGGGCCGUCAAAGAGCUCCUGCGGACCCCCGCGCACGUUCUGCCCUCAACUUCUUUCCUCUGUUCGAUGUUUGUAAAGUCUCUGCUCGUCUCUGUCGGCGACGCCAGCGAGGAAAGUAAACCCGCAGAAGAGGAAAUGGAGAGUGAAAAAGAGGAAGAGGAUUCAGAGGGAGACAUGGAAUCCAGCGCCUCAAGACCGGAGCGCGGGUCACUUGCUCGUCGGUCGGCCGAGCCAGCAGCCCCCCCUCUAACCAAAGCCCAGCUGAGAGAACUGAGGCGGGUGAAGAAACUUGACCACAGCUGGCUCACAGGCCUCCUGCGCUCUUGAACAUGAGCGCGUAAGAAGACAUUCACACAGAUACAGGGCCUAAAAGUUUUUACCACCUUAAUGUUUUUUUUUAGUUUGUUUUUUAGUAGUUUGAUUUUCACACAUCAUCAGAGUGGAUUUCUUGCAAAGAACAAAACAAUGUCAACAUUUAAACAAAUCUUUUGGCAAUCGCACCACAGAAAAUAUUUGAGUGCUUCUUCUGGCAGCAAUUAGUCAUGAGUGGACGUUUUAUAUCGGGUUUCUCAUUCAAACAACUAAAACCUCUCCCCGCUUUCUGAGCGGAGAAGGUUUGACGGCGAUCUGGUGUAAACUGGCAGGUCUCUCCACAUACUUGAGACUACAUUGAUGUCAGUUAGUUGAUGACGCCUCUCCAGGACAUUUUUUUUUUUUUUUUUUUUUAUGUAAUAACAUUUCAUGUGAAAAUAAAUAUUUUUCCCCAUUCAGCAAAUUUGUCUUUCAGACUGCAGGUUUUCUGUGUAUCUAGCUGCCGUUGUGGGGGGCAAACACCAACAUGACACUUCACAGACCUCCACGAUACACGAGCUGUCAGACUUCUGCAUUCAUCAGCAGUUUGGACUCUUUUGUGAACCUGACUCCCUUUAGGACGCCAGCUGUAUAGAUCGCUUCACCGCGUUAGGCCCUUCAGUUAAAUGGCUGCCUGUGACUUGCAUAUUUCAUUUUCCUCCCCAGUUGCUGGAAUACGUUCAAAAGACAUUUUCAUUUAAGCCUCGUGUGGUUUUAAUUAUGUGAGGACCUCAUGUUUUAGUACAGUGUUCAUGCCAUAUUAAACUUUUUGUUGAACUCCGAGGAAGAACAUUCUCUGGCUGGCAAUCCGUUUUCCUCAAGAAGUGCCGUUUGACAAUAUAUUAUAUCAAGGGGCUUUAUUUUGAUGCUUCUAUUCAACGUUUCACUUCAUACGACUGUGUAGACGGUGGUUACUUUCUACUUUUUUUUCAUGCACAUGAAACACCUGUUACACACAUAAAAGAAACCAUGUACAAAAGAGAAGACCAGAUCCACUAGCAUUCAAUGUUUGAACCAGAAAGAGUGAAAGGGUGAGGGGGGGAAGUCUUCGAUAGGCACUGUAUGCAUACACACAUUUAAUUUUCCUUUUAUAAAUUGAAUAAACCAGCCUUUCCUAAAACUUGC
Gasterosteus aculeatus aculeatus (three-spined stickleback) is the source of this 3704-nucleotide messenger RNA. It is a transcript of the gene wdr75, whose product is annotated as WD repeat domain 75. Gene Ontology annotation, molecular function: protein binding; RNA binding. NCBI's taxonomy places the organism in Eukaryota, Metazoa, Chordata, Actinopteri, Perciformes, Gasterosteidae. The record is from RefSeq and is a predicted model, not a curated record. Gene Ontology annotation, cellular component: nucleolus; small-subunit processome. Gene Ontology annotation, biological process: ribosome biogenesis; positive regulation of transcription by RNA polymerase I; positive regulation of rRNA processing.